CAGUGACGUUUUUUGGUUUGAAGUUUGAGUUUUGGUUGAAAUCUGAGUGAGUGACAACGGUCGUUUUGGAGGGAAAAAGUCGGAGAAACACAAUCUGGCGGUCCUUAAUUUAUAAAAUUGUAUGUAAGUAAAGCAAUCAUGUCACAAACAUCAAUUACAUCAUUCUUUAAUAGUAGAAAAAGACCUGCUACGGAGGAACUUUUUACUUCUAAAAAUAAAGUGCCCCACAUUGACCGGGCUAUAGAUACGAAAAAUGUAUCCACGGGGAAAAAAUCCAUGGUUAAGACUUGUGAAAUCAUCACAAGGGAGUUUAAACAUCCAACUAAAUCUAGUGACGUUGCUAAGAAAGAGUCAUCGCAAGUUGAGAUACGAGAAACACCACAAGACACAACGCAAGUGCCGCCAAAAGUCGCAUUUGCUAAAAAGGUGAAUGCAUCUAAUACAAUUAAAACUAUACAAAACACCAAAUCAGAAACUAUUACCACAUCGCGUAAAGAAUUAAGUCUUGGCGACAUCAGAAAGAAAUUAGCUGGAAGUUCGAGGUUAGCAGAAUUAAGAGCAACCGCUGAUCGACUGAGCAAAGGCAUACAAGAUCUCAAACAAGCUAGCGAGAAGAGGAAUCUACGAGAAUUCAAAUCUAUUGAUGUGGAAGUACCAGUAAGUCCAAGCAAGAAAACUCUUCUUCAAAAUGAACUUUUAUCACCAAAGAAAUGUACUUCAAUGCCAGCACCACAAAGACCACUUAUUUCUCCCAGAAAAGUGGUUGUCAGCCCUAUCAAGAGCCCAAGCAAGGUCCCUGCUUACAUUAGACAUGCAGCUCUUGCCACUUCCUCCAGCAGCCUGCCAUUGCCUCAUCACUACAGAUUCCUUGCAGAACUGUUCCGUGGCAUGGAAACAGUGGUUGCAUUACUCUAUAACAGAAAUGAAAAGAUAACCUUUGAUAAACUGAAACCCUCCAUACAAGAAAUGCUGAAAAGAUCAUUCACUCAGAAACAUUUGGCUCAAAUAAAACAUCUUGUGCCAGAUUUUUACAAUUUCGAAGUUCAGAAGGUAAAGAACUUCAGUGCCUCAUCUCACAAAGAAAAACAUGAAUUGAUAAUUUCACCUAAUUUCCCGAAUGAUUUCAAAGUGAUGAAUCCAAGUGUGUUACUGGAGAGGCGUCGAUACUUUUUUGAUACCUUGCUACAGUUAGUAAAGAAACAUCAUGCACAAUAUCUGCAGACACUUGAUCCUCCAAUGGUGAUCCCUGAUGAUAAGCUAACUCGUUGGCAUCCUGAAUUCGAAAUUGAAAAGAUACCAGAAGUUGACAGUGCCAAGUUACCUGAAAUGCCAAAUGUUGAGACAUUCUCUAGUGCGCAAGAUGUACUAGCCAAGGCUCGUGAAUUAUUCAAAUGUAAUACCAAAAUGGAAAGAGCUUUAGAGAAGUUGGCUCAAGCUAAAUCCCGUGGUCUCACUGAACAAGAAAAGGCAGUUACUGGUAUUACAGAUAGUAAGCCAAGUACAUCACUGAAUGGUAUGAAGACCAACAGUACACAGACAAGCCAGGCUUCAACAAGUUCGGUGACACUAAUGAAUCCAGCCCUCCGUAACCUGCCCACUGCACUUCUAGAAAAAGUUAAAGCAAAGCAGGCUGCUAAAGCCCUUGAAGCUAUGACAAGAUCGUCUGAAAAUGAUCAAAAGUACUUGAUAUACAGUCGCUUGCCAGAUCUUGCUCGCACCCCAAACAUCUUUGUCACUGAAAGAAAAAACGUUCUAGCACUAAACAUAAUUCUCUCCAAAUUGGACAGCAGCUUCAAAGCAAAUGUGUCAGCCAAUGACUUGCAAAGAGAUAUUAAAGUUCUCACUGAGGAACUGCCAGAUUGGGUUAAAUUACAUGAAAUAAGAAAUAAUACUUACCUUAAACUAGAUAAUGCUGAUUUGCAAAAGAAUUUGUCUAAGUUAGAGGCUUUAGCAGAUAAGUAUAAAAAUGAAUAGUAGCAUAAAAUUAAUUGACGUAACAAGAUCAAGACUGAGUAAGUAUAAAGUGAUGUUGUAACUCUUAAUCAGUUUUUUAGCAACUAGGUUGUUUUGUUUUAUGUAUUAAUUCAUGUGUGUAAUGUAAUGAUACAAAUCCGCGAGUUUGUACAUAGUGUUCAAUCAUCAUCAUAUACAGCCAAAUAGUAUGAAUUAUUACAGUUUACGUAAAUACUUAAAGAUAAAUGACAUGAUUUCAAGCCAACAUACCAAAAAUAUAUAUUGACAUGGUUGAAUCUGUUAGAUUUAAGCUGACAUUUUAUAUUUAAUUUUUAACUUUUUAAUUUUACUAGUUCAAUUUAAUAUAUUUCUCAGGACUUAUACUGGCUAACUAUGUAAAACUUGAGUUUGUAAUAAAUAAGUAUGUAUUAGUUUAAAUUAAUUUUCUUUUUUCUUUACUGUGUGGUAUUUCUUACUUUAAUAAAAAUACAUUUUAUUUUAAA
This is a messenger RNA of Helicoverpa armigera (cotton bollworm), 2456 nucleotides long. RefSeq names its product DNA replication factor Cdt1 (gene dup). The record is from RefSeq and is a predicted model, not a curated record. Gene Ontology annotation, biological process: DNA replication preinitiation complex assembly; mitotic cell cycle; DNA replication checkpoint signaling. Gene Ontology annotation, cellular component: nucleus. Gene Ontology annotation, molecular function: DNA polymerase binding; DNA binding. NCBI's taxonomy places the organism in Eukaryota, Metazoa, Arthropoda, Insecta, Lepidoptera, Noctuidae.